This is a messenger RNA of Pocillopora verrucosa, 1500 nucleotides long. The record is from RefSeq and is a predicted model, not a curated record. Lineage: Eukaryota; Metazoa; Cnidaria; Anthozoa; Scleractinia; Pocilloporidae.
AUGGGAAACUACGACAGCGCUGAAACAUGUGAACUCGUGGGAAGCUUUCUGCUCUCCCAACUCCAGGAUCUUAAUAUAAACGUAGGACUUUACCGAGACGACGGACUGGCCAUCACUAACGCCACACCUAGAGACACAGAGAACAUCAAGAAAGAAAUAUAUCGCAUCUUUAAUAAUAACGGUCUACGCAUCACCAUAGAAGCAAACAAACAAAUAAUCAACUUCCUAGACGUCACAUUUAACCUUAACCGAAGUUUUGCCACAUUUGUCAACUUUUUUAUCAUAUUCAUUCCCGAUUUUAGAACUAGUAUUUAUAACAUGGCAGAAGAAGCCCUACGAUCGACAAGUCCUAAAGCAAAUUUCCAUCGCCUGGCACGAUUACUGAUGCGUGGCGGUGUGAAUCUUUUGCGUGAGACAUUUGACUCCAUUCACUCGCCAGCUGAUCUCCCUUUGAGACUCGCUCAUCCUGCCAUGCCGGCACAGCUGAGAGGAGCACGACUUACCCAGCCAGAGAUGGUUUGUCUGUACCCAUCCCCAGGGGUGUAUGGCGAGUCCAACGAUUUUGACAUCACAUUAAUCUUCAAGUUAUUCAGAACAAUUUGCGGCCUGAUCCCUCCCGCUGGACCGAGAGGAUGGGAUGAUUUACCAAACGACUCAGACCACACUCUGGUGGCAGAUUUAGUGCGAAUAAAAUAUUAUCGAAAUGAGAUUUAUCACAAUCCCACUAUGGAAAUAUCUGACAUCGAUUUUAUUCCUCUCUGGAAGAAAAUUAGUGAGGCUCUGUUAAGAAUUGCGACAAAUAUUAGUCCUGCAAAGAGAGAGGAGUGGGAGAAGUCCAUUUAUGAUCUUCUUCGUAAUCCUUUGACGCCAGAUGAGGAACGAUGCAUUAAAGAGCUAGAGACCUGGUAUAAGCAAGAUAUGGAUGUUAAAGAUGAAUUGGUGGAUGUUAAAGAUGAAUUGGUAAAGCUUAGAGAGGAACUGAAGUCUCGACAACCCGCGUUCGUAGUCAUACAGAUGAACGUAGCUGAAUAUCAUCAAGCCGCUGGAUCCGAACCGACUUUCCUUGCACCCAAUCUACUAUUACCUCAGAUGGAACAAGCAGCGGGAGCUGAUGACCCUGAACCAGAUAAUCCACCAGACAUAACUGUUUGGAACGUAAUUUUAUCAUUUAAAGAAUCAGUUGAUUUAUUCUUACGAUACUUAUGGUAUAAACUUCGUCUUCGAGUGCGUAACAACGAGGUAGGGAGCUGGCAUAUAACAGUUGAAUGCAGUUCAUUGCAAGUCCUUGAAGGAGUGUGGGAAGAUUAUCGCAGUGGUCAUCUUAAUUCAGUUGCCCAGGAAAUGCUGAUAACACCACAGGUUUUGGCGAAACUUGGUCUCACUGAGCUGAAGCUGAAGACCUUUAUUUCCGAGGAUCAGUAUCAGAAAGGGAAAAAGCUGUUAGAGGCGAGCUCAGGUGAUUAUUGCGAGCUUGCCAACAUUGAAGUCAAAGCUUUUUAA